GCCGUGGGAGCCGCUCCGGGCGCAGGGCCGCGCGCCGAGCCCCGCAGGCUGCAGCGCCGCGGCCCGGCCCGGCGCCCCAGCAACUUCGCCGAGAGUUGAGGCGAAGUUUGGGCGACCGCGGCAGGCCCCGGCUGAGCUCCCCUCUGCGCCCCCGGCGUUCUGUCGAGCCUAGCCCCGCCGGGGGCGCUCCUCGCCGCCCGCGCGCCCUCCCCAGCCAUGUCGUCCAUCCUGCCUUUCACUCCCCCGAUCGUGAAGCGCCUGCUGGGCUGGAAGAAGGGUGAGCAGAACGGGCAGGAGGAGAAAUGGUGCGAGAAGGCGGUCAAGAGCCUGGUCAAGAAACUCAAGAAGACGGGGCAACUGGACGAGCUGGAGAAGGCCAUCACCACGCAGAACGCCAACACCAAGUGCAUCACCAUCCCCAGGUCCCUGGAUGGCCGGUUGCAGGUGUCCCAUCGGAAGGGGCUCCCUCAUGUCAUCUACUGCCGCCUGUGGCGAUGGCCGGACCUGCACAGCCACCAUGAGCUGCGGGCCAUGGAGCUGUGUGAGUUCGCCUUCAAUAUGAAGAAGGACGAGGUCUGCGUGAAUCCCUACCACUACCAGAGAGUAGAGACACCAGUUCUACCUCCUGUGUUGGUGCCACGCCACACAGAGAUCCCGGCCGAGUUCCCCCCACUGGACGACUACAGCCAUUCCAUCCCCGAAAACACUAACUUCCCCGCAGGCAUCGAGCCCCAGAGCAAUAUUCCAGAGACCCCACCCCCUGGCUACCUGAGUGAAGAUGGAGAAACCAGUGACCACCAGAUGAACCACAGCAUGGACGCAGGUUCUCCAAACCUGUCCCCGAAUCCGAUGUCCCCAGCACAUAAUAACUUGGACCUGCAGCCAGUUACCUACUGCGAGCCGGCCUUCUGGUGCUCCAUCUCCUACUACGAGCUGAACCAGCGCGUCGGGGAGACAUUCCACGCCUCACAGCCAUCCAUGACUGUGGACGGCUUCACCGACCCCUCCAAUUCGGAGCGCUUCUGCCUAGGGCUGCUCUCCAAUGUCAACAGGAAUGCAGCAGUGGAGCUGACGCGGAGACACAUCGGAAGAGGCGUGCGGCUCUACUACAUCGGAGGGGAGGUCUUCGCAGAGUGCCUCAGUGACAGCGCUAUUUUUGUCCAGUCUCCCAACUGUAACCAGCGCUAUGGCUGGCACCCGGCCACCGUCUGCAAGAUCCCACCAGGAUGCAACCUGAAGAUCUUCAACAACCAGGAGUUUGCUGCCCUCCUGGCCCAGUCUGUCAACCAGGGCUUUGAGGCUGUCUACCAGUUGACCCGAAUGUGUACCAUCCGCAUGAGCUUCGUCAAAGGCUGGGGAGCGGAGUACAGGAGACAGACUGUGACCAGUACCCCUUGCUGGAUCGAGCUGCACCUGAAUGGGCCUUUGCAGUGGCUUGACAAGGUCCUCACCCAGAUGGGCUCCCCAAGCAUCCGCUGUUCCAGUGUGUCUUAGAGACAUUAAGUAUGGUAGGGGAGGGCGGGCUUGGGGGAAAUGGCCAUGCAGGAGGUGGAGAAAAUUGGAACUCUGCUCAACUCAUUGUUGUCAAGGAAGAAGAAAUCUUUCUCCCUCCACUGAAGGGGUGCACCCACCUGAUUUCGGAAACACACGAGCAAACCCAGAGGUGGAUGUUAUGAACAGCUGUGUCUGCCAAACACAUUUACCCUUUGGCCCCACUUUGAAGGGCAGGAAAUGGCGUCUGCUCUGCUGGCUUAAGUGAGCAGAACAGGUAGUAUUACACAACCGGCCCCCUCCCCCCAGGCUCCUUUUUUGAGUGACAGCUUUCUGGGAUGUCACAGUCCAACCAGAAAUGCCCCUCUGUCUAGGACUGCAGUGUGGAGUUCACCUUGGAAGAGCGUUCUAGGUAGGAAGAGCCCGCAGGGGCCAUGCAGACCUCACGCCCAGCUCUCUGAUGCUUGUGACGGUGCCUCUUCCAAUGAACAUUCCCAGCCCAGCCCCACCACUCCAGCAGACCCUGCCCCUCGUGAGCUGGAUAGACGCGGGGUGGGGAGGGAGGGAGUUUGUCUGUCUCCCUCCCUUCUCAGAACAUACUGAUUGGAAGGCGCGUGUUCAGCAGAACCUGCACACAGGACAGUGGGAAAAAUUGAUGAGCACCACCUCUUUAAAAACUCACAUGCGUUUGUCCUUUUUCACUUUGAAAAGUUGGAAGGAUAUGCUGAGGCCCAGUGCAUAUGCAGUGUAUAGUGUCUAUUAUCACAUUAAUCUCAAAGAGAUUCGAAUGAUGGUAAGUGUUCUCAUGAAGCAGGAGGCCCCUGUUGUGGGAUGGCAUUUGGUCUCAGGCAGCACCGCACUGGGUGCGUCUCCAGUCAUCUGUAAGAGCUCGCUCCAGAUUCUGAUGCAUACGGCUAUAUUGGUUUAUGUAGUCGUUGCAUUCAUUAAAUCAACUUUAUCAUAUGCUCUUUUAAAUGUUUGGUUUAUAUAUCUUCUUUAAAAAUCCUGGGCUGGCACAUUGACUGGGAAACCUGAGUGAGACCCAGCAACUGCUUCUCUCCCUUCUCUCUCCUAAGGUGAAGCUUUUCCAGGUUUUGUUGAAGAGACACCUGCCAGCACUUCUGCAAGCUGAAAUUUACAGAAGCAAAUUCACCAGAAGGGAAAACAUCUCAGGCCAACAUAGGCAAAUGAAAAGGGCUAUUAAAAUAUUUUUACACCUUUGCAAAUUGCAGGCUUGGUACAAAGAGGUCUGUCAUCUUCCCUCUGGGAUAUAAGAUGAUCUAGCUCCCGGUAGAGGAUCAUCAGUGACAACUAUAGCAGUUGUAUUGUGUAAUAAGUACUGCUCCCAGCAGCAAUUAGGGAGAAAACUAGCCUCAAUUAUUUCGACUGGAAAAAAGAAAAAAGAGCCCUCUUCUUUUCCCAGCCUUUUGCAGAACACAGUAGACAGAACUGCCACCUUCAAUUGGUACUUUAUUCUUUGCUGCUGUUUUUGUAUAAAAUGACCUAUCCCACGUUUUUGCAUGGAUUUAAAAUCAAGGGACUUCCUAUGGAAGUCCUGUUUUAUUCCAGGUGAAGGGAAGAAAGUGUAUACACUUUUGGCAGGUUAUACACCUCAAAUGUGAUGAGAUUUCUGAUGUUGGCGGGAGAUGGAGAGGUUUCCUGAUGCCUCACCUGCAGGGUCCUGUGCCUCUGAAACUCUAGCCAUGAGGUUUCCAGGUAGGACAGCUGCUCCCCAAGCCUCCUGAGGACACAGGAAGAGAUGGAAGGAGCACCUUGACAGACUUGUGUGAGUCUUCUCGAAGGAGUAUUGACUCAGAACCCAGAGACAACACAAAACCCCUCACUUCCUCUGAGAGGGCCAAAUACUGUGAGUCUGAUGUAUGUGCCUGGUGUGAAAUCAUCUGUGGCCUGUUGCUUACACAGGAAGCCCCCCGAACCUCCUGUACAUGUGUUCAUGUUCCCAGGCAGCUCUGAGACCCAGGACACAAAUACUCCAUUUUGGCUUCUGCUAGAGCAGUCAUGGUUCCUCUCCUAAAAGCCACGGGCAGCAGUUUCCGAGGGCCUGCAUUCUCCACCUGCUGCAUGAUCGUGUGAGGGCUUCCUGUGGCACACAGCCCUCUGGGUGGUUGGGAACUAGCUGCAGGCACAGCCUGAUUCUGGUGAUCCAGUGAUCUGUGGAAGUCCUGUCUUAUUCCAGGUGAAGGGGGGGAAAGAAGCCUACACUUUGGCAGGUUAUGAACUUUGAAUGUGAUGAAAUGACACAUUUGGCUGCUUUUGGAUAGUGUCUUAGAACCCUCAUUGCUCAGACCUGAAGGCUACUUCCUUGGCCCUUUUUCUUCACAGACUAGACCAUCAGAGGAGGAUGUGUGGGAUGGUAGGCAAACCCACCUGUGGCAUACUGAAAAUCAAUUUGAUCAUAUCUAAGAGGUUAGGAAAUGGUCCUUUCCCACCUUAGAGCGCUACAUAGGUGCUUUGGGCAUAUGUAACAUUAGUCUCCUUCCUUGAAGCCACAAGCUAGUUUUCUUAGUUUUAAAAUCCUGUGGUAUGAAUGGCAUUUGUAUAUUAAAACACUUUUUUAAAGGACAGUUGAAAGGGGCAAGAGGAAACCAGGGCAGUUCUAGAGGAGUGCUGGUGACUGGAUAGCAGUUUUCAGUGGCGUUCAUCUAGGCAGCACGACCGUGUGUGUUGCCCCUGCCCUGGGCUCGCCGCCAUGGUAUCUUCACCUUGCAGCUUGUGCUGAGACUGACCCGUGUAGCUAGCACUGGGACAUAGAUCCUUGUCUUCAGCACCUUCCAAGGAGCCAACUUUUAUUCCCUUUCCUCUCUCCCCUCCCCACCUUGCUUCGUCCCAAUUUAGUAACUUAGAUCCUUCCAGCGCAUACGUAGGUAGCUACCCCAGCCGGUUUGGAUUACAGGCCUGUGCUGGAACAUCAUCUCAGUUGGCCACCUUCCUGGCAGGCUGUAGACCUGAUAUUUUGAGACAAGCCUAGAGUCAGGAGCAGGGACUUUGACUCUUAGGAAGAGCACACAUGAGGGCAAGGCUGCUGGCAGACGUCUCCAUUGUCCUUGUGUUGUAUUUUUUUUUUUUAAUUGACCAUGGUGAUUUUUUUUUUAAACCAUUGUUCAUAUACUGAAGUGAGCUAUAGCACAUUAUCGUGUGCUUAUUUUUAUUUUUCUCCAUCUCCCCUUGGCUUCCUGGAGUUUGGACAUAUUCCAGGCUAAAUGCUUUUACUGAAGACUACAGAAAGGUUUGAAGUAGUGUGUGCAUGGCAUGCACGUAUGUGAGUAAUCUGGGGAAGCAGCAAAGAUCUGUUUCAUUCUUAGCCUCAGGCCUCAUGAGGGUCUCCACAGGGCCAGAGCUCAGGUUACACAACCACUCCUUCGUCCUCACAGGAGAUGUAGGGAGAAGAAUCUGCAGGCUGCUUGUAGGACUGUUCACCAAGGGGGAUACCAGCAGCAAGAGAGGGCACACGUUUAGCCCUGGACGCUGUUUCUUACUGUGUGACUUGGCUAGAGUUGGGAGUUCCCCCAAAACAUAUGUGUCCCCAUUUUACCAGAACCAAACCUCAACACAGCAAAGCUGUACUGUCUUUAUGUGGCAAAAAUGUUUCCUUGUAGGCCCCUUUCAGGUAAGUCUUCACAAUGUAUUUCCAUCACGGUUUAAGGAGCAUCAGCAGCUUCUCAAGUGGGUAGGGAAAGCAGAAAAACAUACGCAAGGGGACAUGGAUCCAAAAUGAUGAUGAAGCAUCUCCCAUGGGGAGGCGUUGGUGGGGAGAUGAUGGGCUAAACAGGCAACUUUUCAAAAACACAGCUAUCAUAGAAAAGAAACUUGCCUCAUGUAAACUGGAUUGAGAAAUUCUCAGUGAUUCUGUAAUGGAUUUUUUUUUUUAAAAUGCAGAAGUAAUGUAUACUCUAGUAUUCUGGUGUUUUUGUAUUUAUGUAAUAAUUUCUUAAAACCAUUCAGACAGAUAACUAUUUAAUUUUUGUAAGAAAGUUGGAAAGGUCUCUCCUCCCAAGGACAGUGGCUGGAAGAGUUGGGGCACAGCCAGUUCUGAAUGUUGGUGGAGGGCGUAGUGGCUUUUUGGCUCAGCAUCCAGAAACACCAAACCAGUCUGGCUAAACAAGUGGCCGCGUGUAAAAGCAGGCAGCUCUGAGUCAAAUCUGGGCCCUUCCACAAGGGUCCUCUGAACCAAGCCCCACUCCCUUGCUAGGGGUGAAAGCAUGACAGAGAGAUGGAGCCGUCUAUCCAAGAAGCCUUCACCCACCUUCACUGCUGCUGUUGCAACUCGGCUGUUCUGGACCCUUACUUUGGUGUGCGUUGAGGGAUGGGGAAUAGAACAUUGACUAUGUUGAUUACCUUCACUAUUCAGCCAGCCUGACCUUUUAAUAACUUUGUAAAAAGCAUGUAUGUAUUUAUAGUGUUUUAGAUUUUUCUAACUUUUAUAUCUUAAAAGCAGAGCACCUGUUUAAGCAGUGUACCCCUAUUGUUAAAGAUUUGUGUCCUCUCGUCCCCUCUCUUCCUCUUGUAAGUGCCCUUCUAAUAAACUUUUCAUGGAAAAGCUCCUGUGCCAGGAGCUCAGUCUGA
Molecule: messenger RNA, 6075 nt
Organism: Rhinopithecus roxellana (golden snub-nosed monkey)
Lineage: Eukaryota; Metazoa; Chordata; Mammalia; Primates; Cercopithecidae
Gene: SMAD3
Product: SMAD family member 3
Exons: 9
Coding region: 217-1494 (425 amino acids)
Biological process (GO): transforming growth factor beta receptor signaling pathway; anatomical structure morphogenesis; regulation of transcription by RNA polymerase II
Cellular component (GO): heteromeric SMAD protein complex
Molecular function (GO): RNA polymerase II cis-regulatory region sequence-specific DNA binding; I-SMAD binding; DNA-binding transcription factor activity, RNA polymerase II-specific
Source: RefSeq, a predicted model, not a curated record